UGAAAAGGAGGGGCACAUGCACCCGCAAUGUCAUUGUCCAGGUCAGGUCAGAACGGGGGUCCUCGGAGACACCCCAGACUCAGACCAUCGUCCUUACUCAGGCCCCCCUCAGCUGGAGUGCUCCAGGGGCCCUCUGUGGGGGUGCCUCAUGGCCCGCACCCCUCUUCGUGGCAGCCUCUGUGCUGGAGACCAGCAUGCCUGCCUCGGCCUUUGGGGGCCCCCAGGCUGGCAAGGGAGGCUUGGCCCCAGGCCUUCCAGCCCCAGCCCCGCCCCUGGCUGCCCAGCCGACCCCCAUCGUGCCCCCAGUGAGCGCCGGGCCACAGCCUCACGGAGCUUCCAGGGAGGGCAGCCUGGCCAGGAGCCCGACCACGGCCUCGCCCGAGGACUCCUGUAACCCCAGGAGUGUUUACGAGAACUUCAGGCGCUGGCAGCGCUUCAAGUCGCUGGCCCGGAGGCACCUCCCGCAGAGCCCCGACGCAGAAGCUCUCUCCUGCUUCCUCAUCCCGGUGCUGCGGUCCCUGGCCCGCCUGAAGCCCACUAUGACGCUGGAGGAGGGGGUGUGGCGGGCCGUGCAGGAAUGGCAGCGCAGAAGCAACUUCGACCGCGUCAUCUACUACGAGAUGGCAGGAAAGUUCAUGGAGUUUGAGCUGGAGGAGGAGAUGCAGAUUCAGAAGUUGCAGUGGCUGAAGGUGGCCCAGGGCCUGCCUCCUCCGGCUCCGCCGAAGCCUGAGCCGCGGGGGCCCCCAGCCCCAGAAGCGGGCCCACAGCCAGCGUGCAUUCGCAGGAAGGCGGGUUCCAGGGCCCAGCCCUCCCGCCUGCAGCCACACAGACCCCCACGGGCCCUGGAGAACAAGGCGCCCAAGGAGAUCCCCCCUGAGGCCGUGAGAGAGUACGUGGACAUCAUGGAGGGGCUGCUGGGGCCUGGCCACUCAGCCCCGGGGGGGCCAGCAGGUGAAUGGGGAGAGGACGGAAAGGAGCCACAGCAGGAUGAGGCCACGACCUACCCGGACCCGGGUCUCCUGAGCUACAUUGACAAGCUGUGUUCCCAGGAAGACUUCAUCACCAAGGUGAGCUGGCCUGGUGUCUAG
Molecule: messenger RNA, 1088 nt
Organism: Neomonachus schauinslandi (Hawaiian monk seal)
Lineage: Eukaryota; Metazoa; Chordata; Mammalia; Carnivora; Phocidae
Product: NUT family member 2G-like
Exons: 4
Source: RefSeq, a predicted model, not a curated record